AGGAAAGCCGUCGCGACCGUCAAUCGCCGAGCUGACUCGCAGGAUUGGCUUCCGCGAUUCACCUGUCUUCGGCCCGGAGCUGAUCCCGACCUUGCCGCAAGCAUGGCAGCAGAUGCCACCAAGAACGGCUCCGCCAAAAAGACGCGGUCGCCCAGGUCAUCCAAAACCCUCAGCAGCAUGAAGCCGCCACCAACAGUCCACAGCCCGAUCCUGAAGCCGUCGAGUAGGACAGCGUCAAGAUCCGGCGGCUUUCUGUCUCGGUUGUUGGGCUUGUCGAUGAGGUUGUUCGCCUGGUAUGCCAUCCUCACAGUACUCUUCCGGUGUCCGCCAUCCCUCGACCGGUGCACCGAGACGACACCAACCGUCUGCGUCGGCUAUUUUCAGCUUAAGCAAAUCGUUGUCCCCCACGUUGAGCCCUACUACAACACAUACGCUGCGCCCUAUUUGCAAACCGUCAGGCCCUACUAUGAAGCUGCCGAUCGUACUGUCCUAACUCCUGCGUGGGGCUAUGCUCAGAAGUAUGGCACCCCUGCCGUUGAGAAGGCACAGGUUGUUGGCAAGGCGCAGUGGGAGAAGAACGUACAGCCGCAUCUGAUUCGUUACCAAAAGCUGGCCCAAGCCAAGUAUGACGACACACUAUCACAGCACGUCAACAAGGCCCGAGAAACCUUGGGCCCGUACUAUGAGAUUGCGCGCACCAAUGCAUUACAGACAUACCACGACGUACUUCUGCCUACGUACCAGUAUGCUCAGCCUUACGUUCUUCAGGGUUAUGCCGCCGCCUCGACCUUCACGACGCGCCACGCUGUCCCCACUGCUAUAUGGGCAUGGAACAAAACCUACGCUUUCCUUGACGGCACGGUGUGGCCUCAGCUCCGCGUUCUCUACACGGAGGCGGUCGAGCCGCAGUUGGUAAAGAUCGGGAGGCGACUCGGCAGGUAUAACAGCACGGGCGCGACACAAAAAGCGUCGGAGACGGUCUCGAAAACGAUUGCCAACAAGGCUGCAUCCUCCUUCACCAAACCCACAAUCUCGUCAUCUUCCACCUACUCUGCCCCUCCUAUUAUCAGUUCAGCAAGCUCCUUUGUUAGCUCGGCCGCCUCUGUCGUCAGCGAUUCCAUCUCAUCCGCCAUAAAACCAGCGGCGACACAUUACUCUAAAUUCAGCGAGACCGCCGAGCAGGUCCAAGCUCCCGAGCCCGAUGAUGAUGAAGAGGAGAAGCGCCGCAUUGCACGCGAGACGGUUGCAGAGGAUCUUAAGGCUUGGCAGAUGAAGUACACCAAGGCAGCGGAUGAGGGUGCUGCCGAGAUUCAGGAGCGAGUCGGUGAGAUCGCCAAUCAGAUGGUGUCGCGUGAAAUACGUAUUCGGGGCGCAGGGCUGCUUCAAAGCCUGCAGGACACAAUCGUCUUUGAACUGGUUGCAAUCCGCGGCAAGAUUCACGAUGUGAUUAUUUCGGUUCAGAAGUCCCAGGCCACACCUGAGCAGGGCGAGGAACAAAUUCUCCAGAUAAUCCGCGCUUCUGGCCUUGAGAUCAAGAAGAAGGCCAAAGAUGUGCGAUCGUGGCAUGAGUCCUUUGACAUGGAUGUCCGCACCCAGGUUACGGCCGUUGCAGACAGCCAUUUCGAAAUUCUCGGGUCCAUUAAGGAUCUUGCGCUGCAAAAGAUUGGCAUGAAGUGGGCUUGGACGGAUGGUAUCACAUACAAGGACUGGGCCAAGUACCACCUACUCAGAAGCCGUUUCCAAGAAUGGGAGCAGGACAUGGAGAGGCUUGUGGUCUCACACCCGGGCCUGAUUGAGUGCCAAAACGAGGGACAGUCGAUUGAGGAUCGGGCCAUGGAGCUGGCCACCUCUGCCGCCAAGGAACUUGCUCGAUUGAAGCAGGUGGCCAUGUGGAAGCUUGCUGCUAUGGAUGACACGGAUGACUUUGACAGCGAGAGCACGCAGGCCACCUACGACGCCAAACAAAGAGCCAAGGCAGAAGAAGCUGCCACCCCGAAAGACCAAACGGAGGCAAGCAGUGCACAGCCAGCAGCUGUAGACAGCGACGUCGCAGAGAACCCUGAGAAGGUUCUCGAGAACGAGGCGUCAUCCUCUACCGGCAUCACCCCAGCCGAGGAUACUGACGUCGAGGACGCUGCUGCAGCUGAUGUAUCGAUCGACUCGUCGGCGGCCGCAGAGGCAGUUUCUUUGCUCAGUUCGGCUUUCUCAACUGCAUCGGAUGGCAUAGCAAGCGCCGUCGAAGAGGCCAACGCGGCUUCGCUGCCCUCUAGUGCAGGGUUCUCGGCCUACCGGGAAGAGAAGACACCUGUUGCCGAGCCGGAACCAGAACCGCUGGUCUCUGUGGAGGCUGUGCCGGCACUUCCUGAAAUAGCUGCCAACAUUAGCGAAACCACGAAGCCUGAGGCUGGAAAUGUAGAGGAGCCCGUGCCGAUCAAGCUUCCGGAAAGUGAGACCGCGACAGAUGCGAGGCCCGCCAAGGACGACAAGGUCAGCGAUGCAAUUGGCAAUGAGAACGAAGCCACCGGAAACAUCUUUGUCGAAGCUGCGGACCAAAAGGCUGACGAGGAGGCCUCGUCGCCACCUCCGAGUCAAAAGAUAGAGAGUGUCAAGCCGGCAAUGUUCGGUGCAGCUGCCCAAGCUGUCCCCAGCCGGAAGCCCAUCCUGGACGACGACACGGUGGAAUCGCUGAAGAAGCAGGGUGGGGAUAUACCUGCCACUCUGUCGUCUGUGGCUUCCUCGGCCUACUCAGUUGCCCUCUCUCGUGCAUCCGUUCAGUACGAGUCGGCUGUGAAGAUAAUCUCGGACAGCAUGCCCAGGGGCACAGCGCAGCCAAUGCAUGUGUCACUUUUGUCAUCUGUAUCGGACGCUUAUGGCAAGGCUGUCGCCUCUGCAAGUGCUCAUCUUGACGAGGCUAUCAAGUCAGCCGAGAGUUUGUAUGGUGCAGCAUCCAAGAAGGUUGCACCGACGCCUACGCCCACCCCUUAUCUCGACUGGACCGCCGUUGAGUCAAUUGCUGCCGAGCGCCUAAGCCAGGGUCGCAGUUGGGCCGAGGAACAGUAUUCCAGUGCCAAGGUGGCGAUCGGUGCCGCAACCCCAACACCUACUUCCCCGGUCGAGAGGUUGAUGCAGAACGCCCAAUACAACUACUACGCCGGCCUGGGCAUCGCCCAAGCCCGCUACACCGAGUUCCUCUCGGCAGCGUCGGCGGCCUUCAGCUCCAUGACUGCGACGCCUACCCCAACCGACAUCCAGGGCACCUUGUCGUCUGUGGCUUCAGUUGCUGGCGAGUCCGCUGCAUCAGUUGCCUCUGUCGUCGGCGAGAAUGCUUCUUCCGUUGCCUCGGUCGUUGGCGAGAACGCCUCUUCAGUUUACGACGCCGCGGGGAGCGCCAUCGGGGCUGCAGGUUCUGCUGUGUCGGACAAUUGGGAGGCGGUCGUCAGUGACCUCAGCUCGAGGGUGUACGGUGUCCCAGCCCCGACCCCGUGGUAUGAGGGUUUUUACAAUGCAGCUGGUGAGUACAUCGCUGCCGCCACGGACGCCGUGAAUCUUGGGACGGAAACAGAAAAGAAUGCUGCGGCCAAGGCGACGGAUGAGGCAGCAAAACAGUAUGCUGUCGUGAGUAGCAUUAUCUCCGAGCUGGUAGUGGGCCGUGAGCCAAGCUUAUCCGAGAGCGUCUUUUCACGAUUGGGCGACGCUUAUAAUAUGGCCAGCGCCACGGCCGCUAGCGUCGCUGGUGAGGCCACCGAUGCUGUCAAGAGCGCAGCUGAGGCCGGUAGGCAAAAGGUGGAACAGGUUAAGGAUGAGCUGUGA
Molecule: messenger RNA, 3810 nt
Organism: Pyricularia pennisetigena
Lineage: Eukaryota; Fungi; Ascomycota; Sordariomycetes; Magnaporthales; Pyriculariaceae
Exons: 3
Coding region: 103-3810 (1235 amino acids)
Biological process (GO): protein transport
Source: RefSeq, a predicted model, not a curated record